CUGAGCCGCCCCUACAGGCUGCUAGUAACUCUCAGACAUGCCACAUAGAAACAUAAUAUAUGGGACAGUGUUGUUGUGAGCCACUCACACAAACUUGUGUCGCGUCUGAAUUUGUUUGUUGGUUCCCAUUUCAAUCUAGACCAGAUCCGACACUUCUAAGCUUCAAAAGCUAUGGCAGCUUCUUCGUUGGCAGCAUCUUCCAUCCUCCUUCCAUUCACAACAAACCCUAAAUCCCCUCACCUAUUUGCCUCUUUCCCUUGCAAAAACAAUACCCUCCUUCCCAGCCUCCGUCUCAGACACAUCUCAGCCUCAGCCUCAGCUGCUUCAAUCCCAACCCCUUCCGUUCAAGUUGACAACUCUCCACCCUCCGCCGCAACUUCCAAGGUUCUCCCCUUUCGGGUCGGUCACGGUUUCGACCUCCAUCGCUUGGAACCCGGUUACCCGUUAAUCAUCGGCGGCAUUAACAUACCCCACGAAAGAGGUUGCGAGGCUCACUCCGAUGGGGACGUUCUGCUUCACUGCGUCGUUGAUGCUAUUUUGGGGGCGUUAGGUCUUCCUGAUAUAGGGCAAAUAUUUCCUGAUUCUGAUCCUAAGUGGAAGGGUUGUGACUCUUCAGUCUUCAUCAAAGAAUCUGUUAGACUUAUGCACGAAGCCGGUUAUGAAAUUGGAAAUUUAGAUGCUACAUUGAUACUUCAGCGGCCAAAACUAAGCCCGCACAAGGACACUAUCAAAGCCAACUUAUCUGCACUGCUUGGAGUGGACUCUUCUGUAGUAAAUAUCAAAGCAAAAACUCAUGAAAAGGUAGACAGCCUUGGAGAGAAUAGAAGUAUAGCGGCUCACACUGUGGUUCUUUUAAUGAAGAAAUGAGAAACAAUCUUGAAAUAUUUUGGAACAUCAUGGAACUUUAAUCCGUAAAAUCAUAAUAAAUUUGUGUUUUUAGCUUGCAGUGUACUGUCUAUUGUUUAUCAUAUCUUAUAGUUCACCCUGGUAGCAAUUUUUUU
Vigna umbellata (rice bean) is the source of this 1001-nucleotide messenger RNA. RefSeq names its product isoprenoid F (gene ISPF). Gene Ontology annotation, biological process: terpenoid biosynthetic process. The record is from RefSeq and is a predicted model, not a curated record. NCBI's taxonomy places the organism in Eukaryota, Viridiplantae, Streptophyta, Magnoliopsida, Fabales, Fabaceae. Gene Ontology annotation, molecular function: 2-C-methyl-D-erythritol 2,4-cyclodiphosphate synthase activity.